GAGUCUAGCGCACCAUCACCAGCGCGCACGGGAAUCACGCACAGGAAUCCUCAUUUCUUUUGGAUACAAUAAUGGUACGCUUCAAAUGUCUAUUUUUCCUGAGCUGAAGCUGCGCUUUCAUUCAGAGUCUAAGUGGAUCCAACCAGCGGGAUGGAUACAAACUGGCUUGGAGUGCUCAAACUUUUUGCUGUGGCGAUUUUAGUCAACGUCUGGUUGGUUGGAGGAUUGUCAGCGACUGAGAGCUUUAACAUCGAACCCACUUCUCCCCGGCCGAGGCGGGCCUGCAACGAGUCCCGCUUGGAGUGGGAAGUGGAGGUCUGCGGUGAAGACUUCAAGCGGAAUAUGGCUCACAUAGAGCCUCAGUACUGGUGUAACCUAACUCACUUUGUCAGUGAGUACCACAUCUUUACGCUCUGUACAGAGACCAAAUCCGACAUUGUCCAUUGCUACUGGCCCAAUCCUCUGGUGGAGAGAUACAUCAUCCGCAUACACAAGCACUUUUUCUCCAACUGCACUUUGGAGCAGGUGAUAUGGGUGGACCCCUCUGACAAGACGUUAGCUAUCCUCAUCCUAAUUCCGGUUUUCCUCACCUUGGCUAUGAUUGCCAUGGUGGUGUGGUGCAGCAAGAGGAGCGACAAUCUGGCCUAGAUGGACAGCGAGACUUUAUGCCAUGAUGUAAGAGGGGAGCUGGAUUCUGAAUAAAAGACAAGAUCGGAACAUCACUGUACAAAAUGAAGCAGCGUUCGGAGGUUUUGGGAGGUCGAUCGUUUGUUCUGCAAAUGUUCCAGCAAACCACCGGCUAAAGAUAACAGCCAAAAGUCAAAAGAUUGUGGGUGCUUUCACACAAGCAUCGCGUAAUCAGUUUUCACAGAACUCUGGUUCAUUUUUCCCCGCCGGUGCGAUUAUUUGAUCGAGGGUGAACGGACUCACUGAGCAAAUUAAUCGGUUCGAGCCCUGAACAAACUGGCACGGUUCAGUUGUGCUAAGAAAGGGAUCCAAUUUCAAAUUUGGAAAAUGCUAAAAGACAUAGCAGUGAUGCAAAGGCAUACAACAUAUGUUUUCUGUUUAGCAUAUGAGCAGUUUGCAUCAUAACUGAAAACAGAAUGUCUUGGUUGGACAAUCAAAAUGCUCACCUAGUUGCUGGCCAAGAUAAGUUUUCAAGCUAUCACAAAAAAGCCAGUUAUGUGUUAAGAAUCACACCACAAUGAAGCAGAUGUAGUUUGUUGAUUUGAACCCGAGAACACAAACUCUCUGUGUGAAAGCACCCGAAAUGUUAUAUUUGUAUCUGUCCCUAGCUCAGGUCGCAGGUCGUGGUGAGAACUACAAAAGACACAAUAUUCUCCCACCCAAACAUAAAGGCCACUGAGGUCUUGUCUCAGGCCUCCUGUGCCACUUACAGAUUUCAAAGGUUUAGCAUUGAAAAUCCAUUUCGGAACAUUUCCCAUUCCACUCCUAUUUAUACAAACGACAACUGGUAGCGAGAGUUGGCUAUCUUCCAAUUGUAAAAAGCUGAGUUUUUUGCUUUAUAUUAAAGAAAAAGUUCAUCUGUAUUCUCCAAAAAUGUCAUACUAUUUAUUGUAUUUGCCUUAGAGUUAAAUGUGGACAUCCAGUGCUGAACAAUAUCACCUGUUUAGGUUUUCAGCAUUUCGAUGGAGGAAUUGACUGGCCAGACCGAGACCAGUGACCUUUGACAUUCUUGUCUGUCUUGUCACUGUACUCUAGCUGAAGGCCAUAGUAUCCGGUGAUGGAACUCUUUCAACUCAUGGGAAAAAAGAUUCCCAGCGGACACCAUUUUAAACAUUGAUACAUGAAAGGAAGAAAAGGAAUCCCAAAGAUGGACUUAAAGGGAUUCUGCAAGUUUCCACUCACUGCGGAGAUACUCUUGGGGCAGUCGUCACUGGAAAUGACAAACAAAUAUGAGACAAUGCUAUGAUUCAACUAUUUUGAGUCUCUCGUGACUGUUUUAUAACAGUGUAACUUAUCAGAAAUUGAAGAGUAAAAUGCUGUUAAUACACUGAGACUUCAUACAUUUCUGUGUAAUGUUUCUGCCUCGUUUUUUCACUUUUCAACAGUUAGAUUAUGUGCACGCCAGACUUAUCUGAAACCUUCAUUUGAAUACGAUGCUGUUGUAAAUCAUUCAUGAGUUUAAAAUUUGAUACACUUUCAUUUUUUUCUGGCUACAAAAUGAGAUUGUCAUGUGAAAAACUGCUUGAAAUAAGAACAAAACAAUGUUUUUUUUUUCAGUGAAACGAUGUGUAAAUGACGCUUAAAUUUGGUGAUAUCAUUCCAUCAUUUUUGGUACAGGUGGGACUGCAUCAGGGUUCCCCACUGAGCCCCUUCCUGUUUGCGGUAGUAAUGGAUAGCCUGACAGAUGAGGUUAGACUGGAAUCCCCUUGGACCAUAAUGUUCGCAGAUGAUGUUUUGAUCUGCAGUGAAACCAGGGAGCAGGCUAAGGAACAAUUAGAAAGAUGGAGGUACGCAUUGGAAAGGAGUAAUGAAGAUUAGCUGAAGUAAAACAGAAUAUAUGUGGGUGAAUGAGAGGGUUGCCAGCCAAAGUUGGAUGUUUUGGAGACAAGGUUAGAGAGAGCAGACUUCGAUGGUUUGGACAUGUCCGGAGGCGAGAGAGUGAGUAUAUUGGUAAAAGGGUGCUGAGGAUCGAGCUGCUAGGCAAAAGAGCAAGAGGAAGACCAAAGAGAAGGUUGAUGGAUGUUGUGAGGGAGGACAUGAGGGCAGUUGGGGUUAGAGAUGAAGAUGCACGAGAGUGGCUUAAAUGGAAGGAUGACACGCUGUGCCGACCCCUAAUGGGAUAAGCCAAAAGAAAAAGAAGAAGAAGAUUCUAUAAUUUUUGGAAGAUUUACUCUUAGUGCCAGAGAAUCAUUCCAAAGUUUCAAAAGAUCUUCAAACUUUAUAUGUGUUAUACUGUAAUUACAGUUAAAAAAUAUAUAUAUAUAUUUUUAUAGCCAUCUGUGUGUUUCAUUACCAGCCCCUGGUCUUUGGUGCGUAAAUAUGGAUCUCUUCCAAAAAGUUCUAUAAUAGAAUGGAAGCCGACAAACAAUGACGCCACUGAUUUUCACUUCUAAAUGUAUAACAAUCCUAGCUUUAUUGCUCUUAAUUGUUCUUUUAUAUGAACAAUACCUCUUGGACUUGGGAGUGGGUGAAUUUUUUUAUCCUCCAGAGGAUUUUUUUUCUUGGAAACACAUUGUCUUCAAUUGGCUCAUUGGUUCUCUGGGAGUGUUUAUUCUGGCAUUUGUGCACGUAUUCAAGCAGAGACAUCAUUCUUUUAUGAAGUCAACAAUUUUGAUGUAUGCAAACGUCCAGACAUUAAAUAGAUAACACGUUUGCUUUGUGUGUAAACCUACAAAACAAUAAGAAGAACACCAAGGGACGCCGAUUACAUCUUAUCGCUUAUAAACUGUCGUCGCUGGCAGCGGCCGAUGGUCAAUGAUGUUGGUUCUGCGGCUUUAAUCCGCAACGAGUAGACUGAGAGGACAAAGCAGGAAACCACAAACUCCGUGUGCACAAUACAAUGCCAGUAUCAUCAGUUACUAUCAAAACAAACACAAGCUAACACACAAGCACAAUUUAUUCCACUAAAACUCCAGGAAAGAAGCUGUGCGUUUUUUUUGUUUUUGUUUUUGUUUCAGAACAUUCAAAACAUUAAGUGUUUAUAAACGCACACUGAAGAGACCGUAGAUGACGAGAGGCGGGACUUAGCAGUGCAGGUUCCCUGAAGGAUGGUUUUCCACAAGGCCUUCAUAACCAGCCACUUGGAGGCAGGAAGGAUAUUCAAUCUUUUUCCCAGAGUUGACAGAAGAAUACAGGGAAGUGGGUUGACCUGGUGCUUUUUGACCAAAAGCGGCACGGGAAGUACAAGGGUGCCAUUCAAUUUCCAUCUCAAGUCGCUCUGCCGCAAAGAACCAACUUGGGGCAAAGUCUCUUCAUGAGCGGGAGUUUUGCAGCGUUACGGCACAGAUGGGGACUUCUUUGUGAUCACACGUCUGACUUAAAGCGAUUAUGUAAUAUACUGAUUUUUUUCUCCAGUAAAGUUGAAGGAAGUUGAUUCAAGUCGUCACAUGGGUUAAAAACACGUCAUAAAUCAAGUCAUGCAAAGGUACUCACUUAAAACAUAUUUUGAUGGGAUGUGAUGGGAAGAUUUUGUUUGUAUAAAUGAUUCCAAGUGCCAGUGCUGUUGGGAUGGUAAAUAUUUGUAAAUAAUAUAAAGGCCAAGCUGUAUCAUAAUUAGAUUUAAAAAUUAUGUUUUGCAUGAUAUUAUAUUCGUGUGUGUGACAUGGAGGAGAGGCAUUAACUUUGUGCACUUUGCAGGUCUUGCUUCAUGAAGUUCAUCAAGCAAUGAGACAGCCCUCUCAAUCUGCCAUCUAUGUAUACAUGUCUAUG
Molecule: messenger RNA, 4395 nt
Organism: Syngnathoides biaculeatus (alligator pipefish)
Lineage: Eukaryota; Metazoa; Chordata; Actinopteri; Syngnathiformes; Syngnathidae
Product: receptor activity-modifying protein 3-like
Exons: 5
Coding region: 151-648 (165 amino acids)
Biological process (GO): protein localization to plasma membrane; G protein-coupled receptor signaling pathway; cellular response to hormone stimulus
Cellular component (GO): membrane; signaling receptor complex; cell surface
Molecular function (GO): coreceptor activity
Source: RefSeq, a predicted model, not a curated record